Hyphopichia burtonii NRRL Y-1933 is the source of this 1215-nucleotide messenger RNA. Its product is annotated as RING finger protein. The record is from RefSeq and is a predicted model, not a curated record. The transcript has a single exon. NCBI's taxonomy places the organism in Eukaryota, Fungi, Ascomycota, Pichiomycetes, Serinales, Debaryomycetaceae. Bases 148 to 1158 code for a protein of 336 amino acids.
AAUCGCCUCCCAGUUAUUAUUUAAAUACGUGUGAUUUCCUCCUUCAAUCUUUCCAAUUUUUCAUUUUUGUUUUUUCCUUCUCUCUAUUGUGCUUUUUCGAUUGGUGCUGGGGCCUGUUGUUGGUUUUGAUGUGGCAAGGAAUGCAGAAUGUCUUUUAAUUCUUUGAUAGACAACGAUUCAACACGCGUCUCAUCCUCUAAGGGCAAAGACUACAAUAGUAAUUGCGAUACCACCUACUCUUCUGAUAAGAAUUCAACUUCAAGUUCUGAUGUAAAGUCAAAGAACAGCUCGGCACAGCCAAUGCCAAUUCCUAGACAAUUUGAUACCUUUGAUAAAAUUUUAGAUUUUGGUCUUCAGGAACAGCCGCCUCUGCCGCUGGACUUAACCGUUGGUACAACCCCUCACUCGGGCCAGCAGCUAACUAUUGAGUUACCUACCCAAGGAUUAGAUUGUUUAGAUCACAUUUCGUCCGAAUUGGGGAAUCUUCAAAAAUUACUAAAAUCGGGAGUCUAUUCUCAGCCCAGUCAAAAUUCAGCUCAAUCAUUUACCAGUGACUCACUGGUAUCUUAUACCUCUAAGAUUAGUUAUCUAAAUAGUGACAUUUAUCGAGAGUAUAGUGAAAACAGCGUGGGGUUUGACCAAUUCAACCCUGUGCUUGAAACUUGUGAAGACUCUACCUCUCCUCUUGAUAUGCACAAUACAGAUAUUGAUUUUUAUACGGAGACAGAAGUCGAUGAAGAUAAUGAUGUCAACUUGGAUGAUACAGAACAUAACCUUUCGUCAGAACUCACCUCCAAUGUUUCACAGCAAAAUUUCGAUAUCCUAUCCGAUCUUCAUUUUGCCCAAGCUAAUCUGGGAAAAUAUCCAACUUCAGGUACUAAUGUUACUGUACCUUGUGAAAUUUGUCAAGACGAUUCUGACCUAAUUGAAAUUCCUUCUGACCUCUACGGAAUGGCUUAUAGUUGGAAAGCUGGUGUUUCGGUAGAGAAAACAAAGUUGGAUCAAGAAAUAGUCUCAAACGUGCACUAUACUAUUGCCCCUUGCUUUCAUAUUUAUCACACGAGUUGUUUCAAUGUCUGGAAAUCUUCCAAUGGGUUCUGUCCUACUUGUAAACAGUAUAUCGACGUAUACGAUGAGAGCCCGUUGCCUUCACUAUAAAUUUUCUUCAUUAUGCAUUUCAAUUAUUUUGGCUAUACCAAAAAAAAAAAAAAAAAA